AAGAAAAUUUCAGAGAAAGUGGAUGAAUUAAAAAAAUGCAAGGAUUGCAUUACAGGCGGGGAGCGGCGGAAACAAAGCGGCGGGCGGGGCUGCAGCUGAGAAAUCCGGCGGAGAGGUUUGAGAGCGGCGCUGAAGCGGUGGAGAGGCUGGCGGCGGAAAAUGCAGUGCUUAUCUUUAGCGUUACGUCGUGUUGCAUGUGUCAUGUCGUAAAGCGGCUGCUUUGCAGUUUGGGCGUUAAUUCGGUGGUUUGUGAGCUCGACGAGGUGGAGGAAGGGCUGAGCGGAGAUAUUCGCAGGGCUUUGGCUUCCAUGGUGGGCGGUGGCGGCAGCGGUGGAGAAAAAAUGUCGGCGGCGGCGGCUCUGCCUGCUGUUUUUGUCGGCGGGAAGUUGCUUGGGGGUCUUGAUCGGCUUAUGGCGGCGCAUAUUAGCGGGGAACUUGUGCCCAGCCUUAAGGAAGCAGGGGCCCUGUGGCUCUGAAAGUUUGGUUUUUUGGUUUUUUUCUUCGAAUCUGAUUUUGGUUUUCUGUUCGUAUCUGAUUCUGGUUUUGGAAAGGAGGAGGAAAAUCUUGGUGUCUUGUUUUCCUAAUUGGAAUUCUGCUUUGAUGUGUUAGCAGUGAAUUUCUUGAUUAGGAGAAGGAGAAGAUGUAUAUUUGACUGGUUGUAGGAUGUUCUGUUGUCGAAGAACAGUAGAAUAUCAGGAUUUUAUUGCAAUUUUUUUGGUUUUCUUCCAGUUGAUGCCUUCCAAUAUGAAGGUUUCAUUGCUUGAGGGCAAUUGAGAGAAUGUAGAGAAUUAUCAUUUGGUAUGAUGUAAAUUGGAAAUAAUACCGAUCAAAACAAAAACGAUUUCUUUAACGAAAUGAGUUUUCCACAA
Molecule: messenger RNA, 869 nt
Organism: Cryptomeria japonica (Japanese cedar)
Lineage: Eukaryota; Viridiplantae; Streptophyta; Pinopsida; Cupressales; Cupressaceae
Product: glutaredoxin-C5
Exons: 1
Coding region: 36-476 (146 amino acids)
Source: RefSeq, a predicted model, not a curated record